AUGUUUGCAAUAUGUACUUUCUUGUUGGCGGCAUAUUUGAGUUCAGCAGAUGAAAGCAAUUAUUCUUAUUAAGACUGGAUCAACAAAAAUGAGCAUAUUUUAUAAUAUAAAUAUAUAUAUUAUAGUAAUAGUAAAAAUAUUCAGUUUUUCAUAGAAUAUAUAGAAGAUGAUACUGACCCAGGAAAAUGUGUAUGUGACCUCACUGCUAAUUCAUGUGAUGUAUUUUGCUGCUGUGACGAUGAUUGCUCUUCAACUUUAAAAGAUCUCUGGGACACAGAAGACCCAUCCACAAAUCGAUGCUUAAACAGCAAAUUUACAAAAUAUUACUCACUUAAAUGCCCUAGUUCGAAUGAUAAUUAUUUUUACUCAGCAAGAAGAGGAAUAAAAUCAGCUACAUCUGACAUUAUGAAUAAUCUUUUAUGUGUGGAUCAAGAUAACUCAGCUUCUUUUGGAACUUAUUAUAAAAAAAUCUCAGAUAGCUCAAUUUCAUCCGAUACAAUACAGCAGCAAAUAACUGAUAAUGUGGAGUAUUCAGAUUUAUUGUAUUCUCCACAGACUACAAUUACAAGAAGUAAUUUUAACCCUGGAGAUCUUAUGGGUUCAUUAGCUAACAGCUGGGCACAAUUUGGAAAUAGGUGGAGUUUGCCAAGUCCAGACAGUUUUGGAUAUUGUAAUGAUAUGAAUUUUGUCAAAUGACUUGAGCCUUCAUCUCCAGGAUUUUGUAAUCGCCAAUACCUUGCUUCUACUUUAUCAGCAAUGCCUUUGAGUAGCGCGCUAAGCGCCCGAGACUUCCCGACGAAGUCUGGGCAGUGGUUUGACCAGCUGAUGUUGGUCAAACCAGCAUCCAAUUUGACAAAUCUUCUAUAUGUUGGUUUGACCAACAUCAGCUGGUCAAACCACCGCCCAGAUUCGUCGGGAAGUCUCGGCGCUUAGCGCACUACUCAAAGGCAUUGCCUAUAUCAAACUCAUUGCACUUCUGAACUAAAUGCUGCUUUAUACUCAAGCCUUCUCCAAGUCUACAAUACUUCAAAUCUUGCCUCAAGCUCUCUUUAUACAAUACAAAUAGGAUCAAUAAAAAUAAGGGACGUCAAUACUCUCAUUGACACUUCGUCAAGCAGCACCUCAGUUUCUACCACUUAUAGCAGCUGUAUAUGCACAAAUGCUUUAUUAGAAGCCCAUUAUACAGUGCUCACAACUUUAUCACAACAAUAUUUUUUAAAAAUAACUGCUGAUCUUGUGGUAGGAAAUAUUGGAACGACUGGAUGCUCAGGUACUGAAACUAUUAAUAUUCAGCAAAAAUUUUCAGUAACUUUCCAAACACAAGAAACUGUUACUGUGAAAUCGGGAAAUCCAGGGUAUAUAGUAGGAAAACCUGUAUUAUUAGGAAAGUUGCAGUCGGAUAAUACAAUAAAUGUUUAUUCGAGUGGGUAUCCUGUGUAUGGAGCUUCAUUAACAGGACAAUGCUUAACGUCAAGCCAAACAACUUCUAAUCCUCCUGUAAUAAAUUUCAGGCAAGAUUUUGUGUAUUCUUGCUAUUAUCCUCUUAAUCUCUCUACCUCAGAGUUAGAAAAACAAUUGAAAAGAGGGCAAUAUAUUUUUCUAUUAGAAAAUAACAGAAAGUUUUUAAAUAUAAAAUUAUUUGUAUGUAAAAUCUUUUUAUGCAUAAUUAAUAAUUGUUAUAGCUAGAUAUCUUGCUAGUUUUAUUAAAUUUAAGUCGCUUAAGUCCUUAAUUAAAUUAAUUUUUCAAAUAUUGAAAAUGGGGAAAUUUUUAUGAAAAAAAUUAUAAAAUUAAUUUAUUAUAAUUUUUUAAAAAAAACUUUGAGCAAGAUUUUUCUCCUCAGUCUAGAAGUUAGCUAUCCAGCUCUUUCAAGCUAUUGCACUACUUAUAAUGAAAAAUUGCCUAUUUUUUCGAUUUUUGAUGAUAUUACUCAUGUAGGGAAAUUUGGAAAUUCUCUUUCUAGUAAUAUUGACGACUGAGUAGAAAUAAAAGAUGCAUCAAAUAAAACAGUAGCGACAAGCUGAAACUCAGAAACAGGAGAUUGCUUGCUUCCAAACAUGGUGGUUUAUGAUAUUGUGGUAGCGGAAAUUGGAUCUAUAAAAAAUCCUCAGCCAAAAAUAGUUUAUGCACAAAAAAGAAAAGAGUUUACGAAUUGGGCAUUUAUGAAAACUAUUACCACUGACGACCAAUAUUUUAUGAAUACUGUUGUGAUUAAUUAUAUCGAGUAUGACAAAUUUAAACUUAAAGUGCUUCAGAUUUGAUAACCUGCACAUUUCCUACCAGAACCAAUGCUUGCCAGAGAAAUUCAGACUCUAUUGGAACAGUGGUUUUCUCAAGGAAUCGGGCUUGCACUGCGAACUGGGUUAGAAGCCAUUUUGCCCUUUUGCUAUUAAGGUAUUGAGCCCGGUGCCUCUUGUCAGCAUCCACGAGGAGUGGAGACGCUUUGGAAAAAGAACGACACCUCCAGAUUUUGAGGAAAAGUGCCUAAAACUAUCCGAUCAUUAAUACUUGGAGUCAUAAAUAUCAGCAUUUCAAAGCAAGUAAGUUAGAAUUGAAGGGCCUGAACCCAAGGCUCAUGACUUUUGUAUCACAGCGGUUUGCAUCACCAAGGACAUAUCAGUCACUAGCACCAUAUUUGCUAUGAGUAUGUCAAGGAUUUUGAUCCUUAUACUCUUAUUAGAUUAAAAUCACAAAUUUUACCCGAUGAUGUAUUAUAUCCAUUUACUCCUCACUUUAAGUUGAAAAAGAAGCCUUUUCAAAUUUAAAGGCUAAUGCAAAAUUUUUGAGAGGUAAUAUAAACCAUUUUUCAAAAAAAUUAACUGAUAAAAUUUAUCGAUUCAAAGUGAUAAAUUUGUUAAAUAAUAUCUAGUUUCACUUUUCACUUAAAAGUUAUACAAAUUGUUUGUAAAUUUUUGUAUUUUAUAAUAUUAAAUUGGGUAUAUAGCAUUUACAUAGAAAUUUUGAUUUAUUCCUAUAAAAAAUAAAAUUUUCUAACUCCCCCCCCCCCCUCCGUGAGCGAACAAAAAAAAUUUUGUUCGCUCACGGAGGGGGGUUAAUUUUUUUUUUUAAAAAAAUUUAUAUAUAUAAAUUUUUAUAAAAAAUAUUUUUUUCGAAAUUUAAAAAAUCCUAAUUUGCAAAAAUUGGGAAGCAAAUAUUAAAUUUAAUUUGCAAAAUUUAUGUUUUAAAACGCAAUUUGUUUAAAAUUAAACAGAAUUAGCUCUAGAUUUCAUUAUACUAAUUAUCACUUAUAUAUCAAAAUUUUUUUCCAUUAAAAUUUUUUCUAUUAAAAAAAUUUUUGUUCACUCACGGAGGGUGUGGUUUUUUGGUCAAAAAAAUGGCGAUUUUUCUAAUGGUUUUGUUCGCUCACGGAGGGGGGGGGGAGUAAGCUAAUAAACCCAAAAAUUGAAAAUUUUACCAAUAUUUUGUAUAAUUUUAAGUGAGGGAGUUAGAGCAUCUGGAAGCAGGGUAAGUAUAAGCGUUAUUUUUGGCAUUUUAGCAAUAAUCCUAAAUUAA
Molecule: messenger RNA, 3511 nt
Organism: Blepharisma stoltei
Lineage: Eukaryota; Ciliophora; Heterotrichea; Heterotrichida; Blepharismidae
Source: the annotation of a GenBank genome assembly